This is a messenger RNA of Entrophospora sp. SA101, 765 nucleotides long. The record is from the annotation of a GenBank genome assembly. Lineage: Eukaryota; Fungi; Glomeromycota; Glomeromycetes; Entrophosporales; Entrophosporaceae.
AUGGACGAAGAGUUAGCAAAAAAAGAUAUUUUUGGCGAAUUUGAUGAAAAAGAAGAGCAAGCCAAAGCAAUAUUGAAAGAAAUCUCUAAAUUUCUUACCAACAAAAAAAAUAAAAAAAGACUUAAUAAAGCAGCCGCUGAAAUGGGAAUAGAUGCUGAUGGUAAAAUUACUAAUGUUGGAAAUGCCAAAGUUGAACUUUCCAAAAUAACCGCAGAACGAAGAGCAAAAUUAAGAGGUCUCUCCAAAGACGGAACAAUCCAAAAUCUACUGGACGGUCAAGAACUAUUUGAAAAUAAAUUUACUGCCCUUAGUGCCACUGGUAGUGGUAGCAGUUGCUAUUUUAACAGUUUAUCCCUUUGGCUCAAAGCAUAUGCAGAUGGCAUUGACGUUUUAUCCGACACUACUAGCAUUGGUAAACAAGCCGGAGGAAAUGAACAAUAUUUUUUUGCUACUCUUUUUGAUUGUAAUAUUGUUACUAUUACCAACUCUCAUGUUGAUGGUGGUGUAAUUAGUGUAAGUAUUGUAGAACCAAACGGUGAAGCAUCUGAAAAAGAUGGCAAAUUUAAAGAUAAUAAAAAAGAGACAAUUUGGCUUUUUCAUAGUGGCGACUACGAUUUGAAAAAAGGCACUAGACUAAAAGUUGAACUUGCCGAACUUGAAGCAGGAAGCAGCCAGGAAGCAGACGCACCAGUUGAAUUAGAAAAUAAAACUGGCUAUCAUGCGCGGAUAGGUGAUGCCGAUUUUGCCGAACUUGAAGCUAUUUGA